AUGGCAACCAUGGAUUAUGAGCAGGAGAAUGGUCGCUACGACAAUGAUGAGCCACGCUACGAACGUGACCGAAGCGCUUCACCUCGCCCAAAGCGUGAUGAUGAUUACCCCAUGAAGCGUGAGGACAACUAUCGCGGAGGGCGUGAUAGGAGCGCCUCUCCGAAUGGCCGUAUGGACUCUCGUGGUCCCCCUCCUGAGCGCAACCAAGAUGAUCGCGAGUCAGGCGCCCGCAACCCAGGCUCAAAUCUGUUCGUCACUGGCAUUCAUCCUCGUCUCUCUGAAGCAGAAGUUUCUCGUCUUUUCGAGAAAUAUGGCAACGUCGAAGGUUGUUCGAUCAUGAAGGACCCGCAUACCCAAGAGUCUCGUGGAUUCGGAUUCGUCAAAAUGGUUACUGCAGAGGAGGCCGAUGCUGCCAAGGAGGGACUUCAGGGUGAGAAUAUCGAAGGUCGGACUCUAAGCAUUGAGAAAGCUAGGCGUGCUCGUCCUAGGACUCCCACUCCUGGAAAGUACUUUGGCCCGCCAAAGCGAGAAGAGGACUUCCGUGGUCCACCACGUGGUGGCCGCUUCGAUCGCUUCGAUGAUCGUCGUGGUGGUGGUGGAUACCGUGGAUAUGGCGGUGGCCGUUACGAUGACAGCUAUCGUGGAUCUUCUCGCUACGAUGAUCGUGAGCGUCGCUCGUAUGGACGUCGUGAUGACUACGGCUCUCGAGGAAUUGACAGGUAUGCAUCAGGCGGGCGCGAUGAUCGUUACAGCAGUAGCCGCGGUGAUGACUACCGUGGUGGCAAUGAUUCUUAUGCCGGUCGAGAUGGUGGGCGUUCUCAUGCUGCGUACGGCGAUGCUCCCUCAAGAGAGACUCGGGACUCGUACGGUGGAGGUGCGGAGCGCUCUGCCAAAUAA
Molecule: messenger RNA, 897 nt
Organism: Letharia columbiana
Lineage: Eukaryota; Fungi; Ascomycota; Lecanoromycetes; Lecanorales; Parmeliaceae
Exons: 5
Coding region: 1-897 (298 amino acids)
Biological process (GO): positive regulation of mRNA splicing, via spliceosome
Cellular component (GO): spliceosomal complex
Molecular function (GO): RNA binding
Source: RefSeq, a predicted model, not a curated record